Messenger RNA from Peronospora matthiolae, 711 nucleotides. Lineage: Eukaryota; Oomycota; Peronosporomycetes; Peronosporales; Peronosporaceae. The record is from the annotation of a GenBank genome assembly.
AUGAAUAUGUUGGAUGAUGAAGAUGACCAAAGCUUUCACGCUACGCGUGACGGCUACUCCCAUUUGAGCGAUGUCGAAUGGGAUGCGGUUGAACGGAUGGGUUCAACCAUGGGCAUCCAUGCUGUUAGCGUCAUGCUAGAGGCUCUCAAUAGAGAUGCCCAACAUGCUACUAUCGCCAAGUUCAUUCAAAAUGAACUUGACGCAGAACGCGAGAAAGUAGCCUUGCUUCACCAACAAGGUUCUCAACAAGCAAAAUUGUUGAGAGAACAGGGUGCUCAACAGUUUGAACUGUUGAGACAGCAGCAUGCUGCUGCUGGUGGGUCGAUGCACUCGCGUCGACCCGAAACCUUGAAGAUUGACAUCUCCAAGUAUAGGGGAGUCGAAGAGGACUCCCUCUUGAGAUGGUUCGUCGAAUUGGAUGACGCCAUAAGGGCGCGUCGCAUCGACGACGGGGAUAUGCAAGUUGCAUUUGCCCAGUCAAAUCUGGCAGGACGUGCCAAGACUUGGGCACUGGGGCUCAAGUUGCACGACCCAUAUGCGUUUGGGUCGUUGGAAGUCUUCAAGUCGCGGCUCAGACAAACGUUUGAACCGCCUAGAGCUGAGUUCAGAGCUCAAACCGAACUCUUGAAGCUCAAGCAGGGUAAGCGUGAUGUGCACGCUUACGCGCAACAUAUACGAUCUCACGAGUUGUAUAAGUUCCAACCAGGUUGA